Molecule: messenger RNA, 2005 nt
Organism: Polyodon spathula (Mississippi paddlefish)
Lineage: Eukaryota; Metazoa; Chordata; Actinopteri; Acipenseriformes; Polyodontidae
Product: integrin alpha-11-like
Exons: 16
Coding region: 71-2005 (644 amino acids)
Biological process (GO): integrin-mediated signaling pathway; cell-cell adhesion; cell-matrix adhesion
Cellular component (GO): integrin complex; external side of plasma membrane
Molecular function (GO): integrin binding
Source: RefSeq, a predicted model, not a curated record
UAACUGUGCAGGACUAGGACUGGCACCUUGCCUCAGCCUCCUUGCAAUUCGACUACACCACUCCACGCACAUGGAAUACUACAGGGGUAUCAUUGUAGUCUGGGCUUGCACCUUGUUGCCAGGGGGCUCUGACUCUUUCAACAUCGACACUAAAGAACCCAGAAUCAUCCAGGGGUCUAAGGAAGCUCAGUUUGGAUACACGGUGCAGCAGCAUGAGGCGGGAGGACAGAAAUGGCUGCUGGUUGGUGCUCCAUUUGAAACCAACGGACAGCAGCAGACAGGCGAUAUCUACAGGUGCCUGAUGAACAACAAGAAAAACAGCACCUGCUCCAAACUCAACCUAGGAAGGAUCUCUCUUACCAAUGUGGCAGAGAGGAAGGAUAAAAUGCGGCUGGGAAUGACCCUCACCACCAACCCCAAAGACAACAGCUUUGUGACCUGCGGCCCACUCUGGUCCCACGAAUGCGGCAGCUCCUUUUACAGCACGGGAAUCUGCUCUCGAGUUAACUCCACCUUCAAGUUCUCCAGAACCAUCGCUCCGGCAUUCCAGAGAUGCGAGACGUACAUGGAUAUUGUGAUCGUUCUGGAUGGAUCCAACUCUAUCUACCCCUGGUAUGAAGUCCAGAAUUUCCUCAUCAACAUCCUGCAGAAAUUCUACAUUGGACCAGGCCAGAUCCAGGUCGGAGUGGUGCAGUACGGGGAAGACGUCGUCCACGAAUUUCAGCUCAACGACUAUAAGACUGUGGAGGAAGUGGUAAACGCCGCCAAAAAUAUCGAGCAGCGUGGAGGAGCUGAGACCAGGACUGCUUUUGGCAUAGAGAUAGCACGUUCAGAGGCGUUUAAAAGAGGUGGGAGGAGGGGCUCCAAGAAGGUGAUGAUUGUGAUUACGGACGGAGAAUCGCACGACAGUCCAGACUUAGAGAAGGUGAUUAAAGACAGCGAGAAGGACAACAUCACACGAUACGCCAUUGCGGUUCUUGGAUACUAUAACAGAAGAGGGAUCAAUCCGAAAGCCUUUUUGAAAGAAAUAAAGGACAUCGCCAGCGACCCCGAUGACAAGCACUUCUUUAACGUGGCGGACGAGUCUGCACUGAAGGAUAUCGUGGACGCGCUGGGAGAACGAAUCUUCAGCUUGGAAGGAACUAACAAGAAUGAGACGUCUUUUGGCCUUGAAAUGUCCCAGGCGGGGUUCUCUUCACAUAUUGUGGAGGACGGUAUUCUGAUGGGUGCGGUGGGAGCCUAUGACUGGAACGGUGCCGUGCUGAAGGAGACCGGCCAUGGAAAGGUCAUCCCUCCCAAAGAGGCGUACCUGCAGGAGUUCCCUGAGGAGCUGAAGAACCAUGGAGCCUACCUGGGUUACACAGUGACAUCGCUUGUGUCUGCGAAGGCUGGCAGGUUGUACGUGGCCGGAGCUCCAAGGUUUAACCACACCGGCAAAGUGAUCAUAUUCACACUGAAGAACAACGGGAACCUCACCAUUCUCCAUUCGCUGAAAGGACAGCAGAUUGGAUCCUACUAUGGGAGUGAAAUCAGUUCUGUGGACAUUGAUGGUGAUGGAGUAACAGAUGCUCUUCUUGUCGGUGCUCCCAUGUACUUCAGCCAGGGCUGGGAGAAAGGCAAAAUCUACAUCUACCGGGUCACAGAACAAAGCAGGUUCAUUCUCGACGGCUCUCUGGAGUUGGGAGACGGUGCUCAGAAUGCCCGCUUUGGCUCGUCAAUCUCUCCUAUCCCAGAUCUCAACUACGACACGUACAACGAUGUGGUCGUGGGAGCCCCGCUGGAGGACGAGCACCAAGGGGCAAUCUACAUCUUCCACGGCUACAGAGACAGGAUCCUCAGGAAACACAAACAGAGGAUAGGUGCGGCAGAGCUGCCCUCUGGACUCAUGUAUUUUGGGCGCAGCAUUCAUGGAAAGAUGGACCUGAACCAGGACGGCCUGGUGGAUUUAGCAGUAGGGUCCCUGGGGGCCGCAGUCCUGCUCUGGUACGUGCCCUUGGUGUCAUGA